Molecule: messenger RNA, 2260 nt
Organism: Xiphophorus couchianus (Monterrey platyfish)
Lineage: Eukaryota; Metazoa; Chordata; Actinopteri; Cyprinodontiformes; Poeciliidae
Product: alpha-N-acetylgalactosaminide alpha-2,6-sialyltransferase 1-like
Exons: 9
Coding region: 214-1533 (439 amino acids)
Biological process (GO): oligosaccharide biosynthetic process
Molecular function (GO): alpha-N-acetylgalactosaminide alpha-2,6-sialyltransferase activity
Source: RefSeq, a predicted model, not a curated record
GCUUCUGGGUGCCUAAGUACAUCUGAGUGACUUUUCUUGCACUACUGGUCUGGCGUAGCUCAAAGUUAUGAUUCUGUUUUUUUCCUGUCAUAAGUUGGAGCGCCUCAUGUCAGCUUCAACAAGGACUCUGUACAGCACCUCCCAACAGUCGACUUUGGUGUUUAGCUGAGCAGCAAAAACAAAAAAACAAAAAAAAUCCUCCACUUUCCAGCAAUGAUGAAGGGUCGAUCAGUUAAACUUUGGUCUUUGGUGCUGGUGAUAUCGGCCACUAUUAUCUUUUUUAUUCUGUUCUUGGAAAACUCAGCAAGAGAAAAUAGUUUAAAUUACAGCUGGAUGGCCAUGUCAAGAACGUACAAAGUGAGCGGAGAAGACAAGCUGCUGCUCACUGGGGAUUUAUUGCAAAAGAAGGGAGAGUUGACUGCAACGAAUACAACAGCGCUGACAUCUAAUCCAGUUACCACCGCUUCUUCCGAAGCUCCUAUUCCUAUGAUUUUGAAAACGUUUUUCAAGAAGCUUCCUCAGUGGAGCUUUGAGGAUAUUUACAACUUGGAUGCUCCUCCUAGACCUAUGACGUGUCCGCAGUCUCUACGUAACUCCAAGGACGAGGACUUCCAGAAAGCUUUCCUUCCCAACAUACGCAUGUUUCUGCACAAGCACAACUUCAACAUCAGAGAGUGGAACCGACUCUCACAUUUUAAUAAUCCGUUUGGUUUUAUGCAAAUGAAGCAUGAUGAUGUAAUGCCUGUAGUGAACCUGAUCUCAAAGCCCAAAGAGCCGCUGCUCCUCCCGAAGCCGGGGGGGGACGGCUGCGUCCACUGCGCCGUGGUGGGAACGGGGGGCAUCCUGAACGGCUCGAAGAUGGGCGCCGAGAUUGAUGCUCACGACUACGUGUUUCGGAUGAACGCCGCGGUGGUUGACGGUUAUGAGGAAGACGUCGGAAACAGAACAUCAGUUUAUGUUCACACUGCUCACUCCAUUACAGCAUCCCCUAUUUUUUACCGCAAGUUUGGAUACAAGGCUGCUCCGCAUGAUGAGGGUAUAAAAUACGUCCUGAUUCCUGAGGGCCUGAGGGACUUUCAGUGGCUCAACGCCGUCAUCAAAGGAGAAAGAGUCUCUGAAGGGCAGUAUCGUAACUGGAACGCCAGGACCUACUAUUCAGGCCAGUACAAUGAGACCCGGUUUUAUGUCCUGCACCAGGACUUUCUGCGAUAUGUACGAAACAGGUUUUUAAAAUCAGGCAAUCUGAAUAGAGGUUACUGGGCCAUCGUCCGACCAACUAAUGGGGCAUUUGCUAUUUUUACGGCUCUGCAUGUUUGUGACACAGUGAGUGCGUAUGGAUUCAUGACUGAUGACUACAGUAAAUACUCCAACUACUACUUUCAAAAGUACCUGAAAACCAACGUAAUUUUCUUCGCCAACCAUGACUACAUUAUGGAGAAGAAUUUGUGGAAGAGCUUCCAUGAAAAAAAAAUUAUGAAGCUGUUUCAAAAGACUAAACCACAGGAAAAGACAGAAAAGCCUCCACCGCCAUGACACCCUGAAAACGAGUCAAACCAUUUACCGUUCUGAUCAGCAAUAUUAAAAACAGUUAAUUCUGCUGCAGAAUGAGCACUUUAAGAACGUUUUAGUUACUUAUCCUGCCUCACUUAAGGAGUCAUAGUCUUAUAUUUAAGAUAAAUGUGAGUACAGACAGAGAAGACUUGCUAUAAAGGAACACACACUGUGCAAUUAAAUGAAAAAUGUUUUUGUAUGCAUCAGGUUAAAACUUUCAGGGAAUCAAAUGUUCUCAAUUUUAUAGCCAUUUAUUGAAUUUUUUUUUUAAGCUUUGAUGUCUUUUAUUGCUUCGAUAACGCUGGUCAACAGCCAAAAAAUUGUCUGGGGUUUUUUCAACGGUUUUAGGGUAAUUUUGAUGCGCUGAAUUCAAAACUCACAUUGGUUUUGCUCAAUCAGGUCAACUUUCUGAACUAAAGGUGCAACACGAGGAUCAGUGUUUAUUAUUUAAUUUACAGAAAUCCAAGUUUGUAACAUUUAAUUAAUACACUCUGUUAGAAAAUGAUUUUUUUUCUCCUAAAACCUUUCGGGAUGAGAAAUAUUCAUGGAAAUGAACUGGUAAUGUCUCAAAAAUUGUAUCAAUUUAAUCAGAAGAUUGGAUUUCUCUGAAUCAAAUUAGAAUAAAAACCCAAUCUGAUUGAGAAAAAUGGAUGUCAUUUUUUGAUUUUUUUAAUACUUUGAUAUCUAAAUAAAUACAGUCUGUUUACAA